AUGGCUUGUCAAAAUGGACACACUCAAAUAAUUGAACUGUUGCUGAAGGAACAAGUUGAUCCUAAUGUUCAAAUGAAUAUUGGCCUUACUGCUUUAAUGAUUGCUAGUGCUAAUGGACAAUAUGAAGUAGUUAAGUUAUUAUUAGAAUGGAAAGCUAAUCCAACUAUUAAGUCUAAUAAAGGACACACUGCAUUAUCUGUAGCCAAAACUAAAGAAGUAUCCACUUUGCUCAAAGAAUUUUUUAAUAAAGGUAAUAUAAUAUUUGAUGAAGAUGCUGCUAGUGUAUAUUCAUCUGCAACAGUAUCCAGUCGUGCAUCCAGUGGGUAUCAUUCAAUAUCCAGUGGUUAUAGUAGUAUAAGAACUUUUUCUUCAAUUAAAUUAACUUUUAAAAAAGACAAGUAUAAGUAG
Molecule: messenger RNA, 408 nt
Organism: Amphimedon queenslandica
Lineage: Eukaryota; Metazoa; Porifera; Demospongiae; Haplosclerida; Niphatidae
Product: acyl-CoA-binding domain-containing protein 6-like
Exons: 1
Coding region: 1-408 (135 amino acids)
Molecular function (GO): protein binding
Source: RefSeq, a predicted model, not a curated record